ACUAUUCUCGUGUACCAUCUCAGCUCAUGAUCUAUUGAUCCAUAGUACUGAAACUGUACAUCAUUUACAGCCUCUCCCUGGUGUUCUGUUUUUGUUUCCUCAGCUGUUCACAAGGUUCAUUAACCUGAUUAGUGAAGCAAACACACAUAUAACUACCAUAUAUCAUAUAGAUCAAGAGUGAUUAUGGGUGAAUCUUCAGCUUCAUACAUACAUAUGGUACAACAUAUGAUAGAGAAGUGUUUGAUCUUUCACAUGUCAAAAGAAGAGUGCAUGGAAGCCCUAAAAAAGCAUGCAAAUAUUGAACCUGUCAUAACUUCCACUGUGUGGAAAGAGCUGGAGAAGGAAAACAAGGAUUUCUUUGAGGCUUAUUCUCAGUCUCAGAACAAAGGGGAUCGAAUGUCGGAAUCAGAAACAGAUGAGAUGAUUCAGAAGAUGAUAUCUGAUCAUCAAUCUAAACGUUCAAACGAUGAUCAGUCCAAAGAUUCCAAGGACUGAAUGCAUAAACAUGUGUGCGAAUACGCAGGUAGGUGAGAGAAAGAUCUGCUGCUGUUGCAUAAAUAAACUUUGUUUCUUUGGAUCAAGAAUUCAAAAUAUAACAAAUCUUUCACAAGGGGAACCUUGUGGUCCUUAAAAUGAAUAUACCAAUGGGGUACUAAAACUAUGCCCAGUAUUUACAUGGUUCCAAAUGCAGAAUAUUUCAUUAGAUUGAUAAAUGAAGCUGUUACCAAUAAUUGUGCGCCAUGUCAGAAAUAAAGAAUGACACAAUUAGAAAGUUUGUAGACAGUUGGAAUCUUUACUCAUGUACUGGAGUACUGUAAUAAAUUUUAAUGCUGGCUAAAUUCGUUUUCAUUUUAAUAUAUCUUAUGAAUUAUGAUACC
Molecule: messenger RNA, 878 nt
Organism: Daucus carota subsp. sativus
Lineage: Eukaryota; Viridiplantae; Streptophyta; Magnoliopsida; Apiales; Apiaceae
Exons: 3
Coding region: 184-495 (103 amino acids)
Source: RefSeq, a predicted model, not a curated record